AUGUCUCGAGAAAUUGGCGGCAGUAUUGACGCAUUAGCAAUCAUAAAGGAGGAACAAGCGUCGCCUGUGAAUAGUUCUAAUGUUAUCAACACAGACAAAACUGAAGAUGCACCACCACCGGAUAUAGAAAAUAUGUGUCCAUGUAAAGAUCGUUUAAGUGCAAAAGAAGAGGCGCGGCGCGCGGCAGUAAUAGAGAAAAUGCUUAAGCAAAGAGAAGAAACCCUCACAGCAGAGUUUCAUAUUCGAAUCGAAAAGGAAAUAAAGAUGAUGAAAGACAGAUUUGAUUAUAUUCUUCAAAAUGAACAAAUUCGUGCAUCGCACAUGAUGAGAGAAGCACACAGAGAGAGAAAGGAGAAGAUAGCCGCUUUACAGACUCAGUUGGAAUGUAAAAAUCUCGCUGGGCUUAUGUUUGUGAUGUGCUCUGAAAGAAGAAAGAGCAAGCUUCAAAUAUUACGGCUGGUCGAAGAUUACACGACUUACAUAAAAGGCCUACAGCACAUUCUAGCAGAAAGUCAAGCACUGAUACUGAAACUAUCUUGUGGUUAUAAAACUGCAGCUCGCGUGGACCAAGAGUGGAAAGAUAAGAUGGACAGAGUCAUUAAUGAGUUCCUAGGGUUCAUAUACCACUUUUCUGGCGGUACACCAGACACCAACCAAUACUUCAUCGACAUCCCAGCACUCAUGCAGACCAAAGCUCCCAUCGAAGACGACCCCACUGAGGAUCCUUGCGAUGUGGAUGAGGUGGGAGAAGAGAAGUAUCCAAUCCCCAAAGAAAAAAACUGGUGGGAACUGAUAGAAGGGGAUGAUCCCCCCUUCAUAGUAUUUGGAGAUAUGGCAGAGUUCAAGCCCCCAGAGCGUAGGGAAGUUCUGAAAACUGUGAAGGCUGCUAAAUCUGCUCCAAAGAAAUGGAAAGAAUAUGGCAAGUCAAAGAUAUUUGAGUAUAUACUGCCUGUAGUUCACUUAAAACGCGAUACAUUUUUCCACGAAAACAUCGUCAGUGCAAACUGUCCAAACCUCGAUAGUAUUAAGGACGAAUACUUGAAGUACCAACCGACUAAGAGUCGAUGGGAGUGUCAGAAUAUGCAGACGGAGAGGCCGUCUUCAAGAGGAUCUGAAACGAGUCAACGCCGAGUGACAACUGCUAGUGUGGAUCUUAGAGGAACGAUGGGCUCUAUAUUAAAAAUUAUGGAACCCUGUAAGCUGGAUGACGAAGAAUUUGCAGAUGAAUCUUUGUCAGCGCUCGGGAGCUUACACAACGACAGUAUGGACGUCAUACCAACCCACGUACCAGAUCAUGACCAUAAGAUUCAUUAUGAAAAGACUUGUCCGAUGGAGCAAUGUCAAAGGAUGAAAAUGGAUUCGUUCAUAAGAACUCUACCUCCGUACAUGCAAGCGAGUCCUUUUACUCACUAUGAACAAACGUAUGACGAGUAUGAGCUGUGUUCACCAGAACAACUCGAGAUUCUGAAACAAAGAAUAGAAGAUAAGAAACGAAAGGAGAAAGUUGACUUCCAUCUGCCAGACGAGAGUCCUUUAUCUGAAUGGCCCCAGAACGAAGACGGUGUCGCAGUGCAGACAUCUGAUAUGUCGCUGUCACUACCGCCAUGCACUUGUGGAGUGGAAAAAUUGUCAUCAGCGUCAAGUGUCGAGCGGGUAUUCAAAGUUGCGGACUUGAUACCGAUCAAAGAAAAACUAGACCAAAUCAAUGACGAAUGUUUCUAUCAAGACAAUAUAGAUUUCAAUAGAUUCGGAGUGGUUGGUCAAGAAAACGAAAUCAAACUGCCUGCAGAACAGGACUUUGCCAAGGAGAGAAUGCAGCACAUAACGAAAAUACUCAGACGCAAUCCAAGUUUAUGUGAAAUUUUCCAAGCCAACAUUCGCUGA
Messenger RNA from Leptosia nina, 1884 nucleotides. The record is from the annotation of a GenBank genome assembly. NCBI's taxonomy places the organism in Eukaryota, Metazoa, Arthropoda, Insecta, Lepidoptera, Pieridae.